UUUCCAUUGGUCCACGAUCAUUUAUAUUCUCAAAACCGCCAAAAAAUUCUUUUCUAUUUAUAUGCCUUUUGGCUUAUUCAAAAUAAAACCACAUCCUGGGUACUAUCAAUUCCAUUCCCAUGACUGAAAAGUAUUGUUGCAUGAUUUUGAGAAUCAAUGUUGACUGCAAUGCUUGCUGCCGAAAAUUAAGGAGAAUUAUUCUAAGGAUGAAAGAGAUUGAGACCCAUCUGAUUGAGAAGCAGCAACGCAGGGUAUGCGUAUGUGGCAGAUUUGAUCCAGCAGAGGUUGCUAUAAAGAUAAGGAAGAAGAUGAACCGUCGAGUUGAGAUACUUGAAGUUCAAGAUUUCGAAGGUGGUGGUGAAGACGAGAACGAACAACCGGAAAAAGCAGAGAGAGCAGAGCCAACAGAGAGAACAGACAGACCUCGGGUUCCGAUGGUGGUGUAUCCUGGUCAAAUCCCUUCAUAUUAUUCAACCAUGCACGUAGCAUAGAGGCUUGCUUCAAGAUCCAACUCUCACCACAUGGCCUGUUGAAUCCAUGACCAUGAGCUUCAAGAAUAAAGUUAUUUAUCUCUCACAAUUUUAUGAAGUCUGGAAAAGGACUGAAAGCAAUUUCGAAGCAGUUGCAUCAUCACGUUUUCAAAGUCUCAAAUCACAACUAAAAUCUUGCAAGAAAAUGAGAUCAUUUUCAGAUUUUUUUCUUGCCAGAUCAGAAAUGUGGUGGAUGCUCUCUUUGCUCUCUAGGAUAUGAGGUUCAUGAAGCUGAUCACAUUCAGAUAAUACUAGAUGGUUUGUAUGAAGAUUACACGGUUUACAUUACAUUAGUAAUGUCAAGGCUCGGAUCCUUUUGAGUUGUGAAAGCUGAAUAUUUCUUACUUGCAAUCGAAUAUAUGUUGGAACGGUUUAAGAAACCAGAUGUAGCCAUGUAGGUAUGCCAAUAGCACAUUAUGCUCAGUCAUAUUCAUCUUCUGAACUUAAUAGAGGUGGAGGAUUCUGCCGUGACUGUGGUGGCUGGAGCAAUAGAGGAUGAGGAAGAUUUGACUUCUCAAACACUUGCCCCCAAUGUCAAUUGUGUGGGAGACAAGGUCAUGUAGUGUGGAACUGGUUUAACCAUUUUUGAUCCAGCAUUCAGCCCAAAUUUAGGAAAAAUUCAACACCAAUGCAGACCCCUUAUUGCAACACUCAGCCACCACCUCCAUCAACCAGUUUUCAUCAACUGCGAGCUUAUAUCUCCAUUUCGAUCUUCAUCUGUUAGUGAGGCUUGAUGGCUCUCAGAUUCAGGCGUGAGUCAUCAUGUCACAUCUGACCCAACAAAUUUUCUUACUUCUUCCUCAAGCAAUCAUGAGUCUGAACAAACUCUAUGUAGGUAAUAGAGCAGCUAUUCCAAUUACUCAAUCAUAUUCUUCAAUUGUUUAUGAUUCUUGUGCAAACGUUGCUUUUAGAUUAAACAACUUGCUACUUGUGCCACAAAUUAAUCAAAAUCUUUUGAGCGUCUCAAAGUUUGCAGCCAAUAACCAUGUAUAUUUUGAAUUUU
Messenger RNA from Arachis ipaensis, 1533 nucleotides. Lineage: Eukaryota; Viridiplantae; Streptophyta; Magnoliopsida; Fabales; Fabaceae. The record is from RefSeq and is a predicted model, not a curated record.